GACGACGCAGAAACGAGAGUCCAGAGAGAUAUCUGGCCUCGCCGUCUGCGUACAGCCCCCGCGCCCGCCACUCAAGACCUUGGGUAGCCUUCCCGCCGGGGAGCGAGAAAGAGCAGCACAGAAAGGCAUGAAAGCACAGACUUUCCGACUUUCUUUUCCUCUACAUUCUAAGCUCUUUUUCCUCUCGGAUCAAGCAACAGUCGCAACCACCGAGAGGGACAGCUAGAGGAGAGCAACGAGAGAGCUCGUUGUGCUUUUCUUUGUGGCAAAAAACAGCCAAGGAACAGACGCGCAAGAACAAGAAGCGUUCCCCGUUUCUCCCUGCGGCUGAGAAACUCGAACGUACUUCGGAUGCCGGAAAGUCGAGAGUUCCUCUCGACCGGCACCUUCUUGGUGUCUGUACACGACGCGCUCUCCUUGAAAUCGGGAAAACAGGGUGUCUAGACAGUGUGUGGGCGUCAAAGUGGUGGGGAAACGAACAAUUUCGCGUUUUUCUCUGAAGAACAACCUUUCCGCAAACGAAACCUCAGGCGACCUGCGACGACAAACGUCUCUCAGGCAGUGAACUUCGUUUGUCGAGCGGAUGCCGGAGACAACGAGGCAGGCAACAAAGGACGAGCGACAUCGCCUUCCAUUCCUUUCUCUCGCUGUCGUCAUGGCCCUCUCUGAAUCGCCUUCUUCUCUGGGUGUGCCUCCACGUUUCUUCUUUCUGUGAAUCGUCUCUGUCUCCCCCUCUUUUACUUCUUCCUCUCUCCGUGUAUCAUCGUCUCUGUCUGUCGCGUUCGUUUCUCGCUGUCGUAUUCUUCUCUCCGCGUAGCUUCUUUGCCUCUCUGUCGGUCCUCUUCCUGUCACUGUGUCGUUGUCCUUCUUUUUCUUGUCUUGUUCGUCCUCCGUCGAGAGGACUCAAGUCGCCGUUUUCCUCUCUUCGGCUCUUCUCUUCCUCGCGCCCCUGUUGAGUUUCUGCGGAACUUUUUCUACCGCGUGAUGUUAUUUACUGAAUCUCCACACGUAUAGCUCCACUGAGUUCUAUCACCAGCAAAGUUUUCCUUCUCUGGUUUUUCUCUUGAGUCCCGUGCAGCUUCUCUCGUAGCCCUGUAGCCUUUUUCUCAGUUGCUGUUAUCUCGCUUUUUCCGCCUUCAAUCGUCGCGCCGGAGACAUCGACCUUCUCGGCUCAGCCGGCGCAGCUCCUCAGAGGUUCGGGCCUGAAAACUGUUCUUGAAAGAAUUUGCAGGGCGCCGUUUUGUUCUUGAAAGAGUUUGCAGGGCGCCGUUUCCGGGACUUGGACCGCCUCUCGCGAAAAUGCCUUUUGCCGGUGAAGACGCCCUUCGUCGGCGGAGUGCUUUGUGGUGGAUCCUUUCAGCCACUCUCCUCCUUCUCUUCUUGUUCUUCCUCUCGCGUUUUCCUUCUGUUCCUUUCCUUCCGCUCUCUUCUUCUUCGUCUCCUCCUCCCUCUUCUGGCCUCGCCUCUGCUUUUUCGUCCCUCGUUGCCCCGGCCCGAGACUCGAGCGGAGCUUCCGGAACGACUGCGAUGGAGGAUUUGCGAGGCUUCGCGAUUGCCUGGCGCGCAGCGGGGGGCUUCCUCGUGCUCCGCAGCGAGAAGAAGUCGAAGGGUCUGCACUUCCAGAUCCCCGGCGGUCACGCAGAGUUCCCACAAGAUGCCGCGAGCGCUGCGGACUUUCUCGCCCACCAGACGGUCCCCGUGGCUCCGCACUCCUUUUCGGCCUCGGGCAAGGGGCCAGAGACGGAGAACAAGAAGAAACACGUGGACGAAGAGGAAGUAGCAAGAGCGACAUGCGCGCGCGAGCUCUACGAAGAGACGGGCAUCGACGUGAGAGAAGAUCUGAACAGACUCGUCCCGCUCGCCUCGGCAGGCGUCGGCCCUUUCAAGAACCGAUUCUACUUUUUCCUCCACCUCACAGACGAGCUCCUCGCCAAUGCGCCGCUGGCGAUCCAGGCAGAAGACGCGUCGAAGGGCAAAACACGAACGCUCCUCUAUCCAGACAACUACGACCAUCAGUCUCCUGAACUGCAGGUGCAGCUGGCUGUGGGGCUCAACGAACACACGGGAUUUCGACUCGUCUCGAGCGCCGAAGAAGCUGCUCACCUCGUCACCAAGCACGCAGGUGGCCGGAGCACGAGGGCCCUCAAGGCUUUUCAGAGACUUCUUGAUAAGCACGCGCCUCUCUCUCCUCUCGACGCGGUUCGCGCGGCGACACAGUCGCCGUGACGAGGACAUGCAUAUCGGUGCAUGCAUGAGCAAAUAAGGGUCCCUCUCUGGUUGCAUGUGAACACCGUUGCUAUUCGGAGUCGAGUUACUCCAAGAACGUAACCGAUGUGGAACAACCUCACUGCAGUAGGAUGUUGAACUUCAGCGCUUUUAGCUCCUCAGGUAGAGAUGGAGGCCUACAUCGGCGGGCGGGUGGAGUGGCUCGUACUGAACGUGUCAGCAGGUAUGUGCAUUGCGCAUAUCUGCGGAUGCAGUUGUAGAGUGUUCACAUGUAGAAAGCAACGUGUGGUAACUACAACACGUGUUCCAGCUACGGUUUUUAUGUUCGUAGUGCCGACUUUGUACGCAGGAUAGGGUAACUUUUAUGUACAAGUCUUUCGAUGUCCCGCAUUUCCUUCGCUCAAUUCAAGACUUGAAAUUGAGGCAGUGUAUGGGUGAGUUUUGGGGAUGGAUAGUGAGGUCUUCCGGACGGAGGAUCAGACUUUUUUCAGACAACUUAGGGAGUUGUGCAAGCUCAGGGGGGGGGAGUGCGUCUGCAGCAGUGCUACUGUGGUGGGCGAGAGGAGGUGCUUGCAGUCACUUUUAUUGGCACUUGGCGUUCUUUGGCAGGAAGCGAGAGUCUCAAGAGACUGUCGGUGGGAACUGUGGCUAACCGGAUGUCACUGCCCUCGCUCUCUUUUACAGGGGUCCUUUUUGCCUCUGUUCCGCGGCGAGCCGCAUUGAACGUCUUGCAGACAUUCCUAUGUGUAUCGAGGUGUAUUGAGCGAGGUAUUGGGCAGUUACAUACAGUAUUGUGCACUGCGAUUGCAUGCUGAGAAUUGUAUCCACGGAGUGCGAUUUUUUCGUCAGAGCUCUUUCCACAAAACACUAACCUUGUGUCCAUAGGCAAAUGAAUUUGGGGUGUGCCGCGUAAUUAUGCAGUAUCCAGAAAGCCGAGAAAUAGAGUCGCCAAGCUCGAGAUCACUUUUUGCGUGAUCCCACUGGUCGUCCUGUGUGGCCUCUAGAAACGAAACUGAGUAGUGAGGAACCGGCUGGGAGAGUUGCAUCCUGUAGAGAUCUCUGCUUUCUCACGGAACGCGUCAUGUCUCAUCGAGAAGACCCGCACGUUUUCCGGUGUUUUCCACCAACUUCGCACUGCGGUUUUCGACGAAGACAACGACGCUGACAAACCAACAAUGCCCGCUUCACUAAUCAAAUUCGAC
Toxoplasma gondii ME49 is the source of this 3428-nucleotide messenger RNA. RefSeq lists its product as hypothetical. The record is from RefSeq and is a predicted model, not a curated record. The coding region runs from base 1300 to 2226 and encodes 308 amino acids. The transcript has 2 exons. Lineage: Eukaryota; Apicomplexa; Conoidasida; Eucoccidiorida; Sarcocystidae.